Molecule: messenger RNA, 2867 nt
Organism: Tripterygium wilfordii
Lineage: Eukaryota; Viridiplantae; Streptophyta; Magnoliopsida; Celastrales; Celastraceae
Exons: 4
Coding region: 323-2353 (676 amino acids)
Molecular function (GO): protein binding
Source: RefSeq, a predicted model, not a curated record
CUGAUAUCCGCUAAGCCCAACACCACCAACUCACGACCCAUUAAUGAUUGUAAGACAAAUUGGAAAGGGACAGUGAGAUCUCUGAAAAUCGAGUUGUAUACAAUUCACAAUUCACGAAUUAAAUCUCCAAAACCCUCCUCUUCUGGCCCGAUCCUUCUCUUCUCGUCAUUGCUGGAAGCUCUAACCCUCUCUAGCUCAUCCUACUUCAUGUUGGAUCAGAGCUCCUACCACUUUCUUUCUGAUAUUGCAAAGUACAAAGAAAAGGGUAGAAUUGACAAUCAAAAACCAAAGUGAAGCAAUAUCCACAUGAUAUGAGACAAGCAUGGCCAAGAAACAUGAAAUGAUUGCACAAUCAUGGGGCACAUUAGAGGAGCUCUUGCUAGCCUGCGCUGUGAACCGCCAUGGUACCUCAAACUGGGACUCCAUCACCAUGGAUGUGAAAAACCGGACCUCUGCUCUACCCUUCCUCACUCCACAGCAUUGCAUCGAAAAGUUCAAUGACCUUAGACAACGAUUUAUGCUUCGAUAUGACGCUGAAUCAGCAGAUAUCACCAACUUAGUCCCCAUGGUCAAUGAGCUUCGUAGGAUUCGCAUUGAGGAGCUUAGAAGGGAGGUCCAACGACAUGACGCCUCAAUUUUGUCCUUGGAGUUGAAAGUGAAAAGGUUGGAGGAGAAGAGAGACGAGAGCUUGAAAGAGGAGGCAGAUAUGGAGAGAGAAAAGAAGCCAUCACUGGAGAAGUUUGUUAGAAAAUCAUUCACUGGCAGUGACUCCGAUGACUGUGAUAGGCGAUACUUCAACCAGUCUUAUUCAAGUGAAAAAAACGAGAAGGAGUUAGUGAGUGCUAAACAGAAAAUAGGAGGAAAUGAUACCAUAGAGGCGCAGGACGAGAAAAUAAAACUUGAACUGAACUUACUGGAGGAUAAGUUCGAAAUAGGUCUGGUUCAAACAGGAUCCAAGCCUGGAGUCAAGUGGGAUUGGUCUUGCAAUGUUAAUGUUGGACAUGAUGGUAAUGAGGAUCAAACUAUGUCGAGGGAGAAGAUAAGUAACAGUGAAACUAAGAGGAUAAACCAGGGGUGUGCUGAAUUUGAAGAGCCGAACGAGUUGCAGGAAUCAGUGAAGCAGGGGACGACAAAGCAGAGCAGUGAUGUGCAGAGCUCUGCUAGCUUGUCAAGAAAGAAGAAACAACAUACUAGAAGUAGUGAUCUCGGCACACGAGGAGGAAGUAGCGGCAGUGGGGAGCCUGAUGAUUAUGAUGAGGUUUCUCUCACCACCAAGCAGGGCCUUGCGAUCAAAUCUGAGCUGUUGGCUAGGCUCCUAAAGAUCAUUCGGUCAAAUCGCCUUGGUUCCAUGUUUGAGAGGCCCACCCGCAGCCAGGAAUCGGAGAGGUACAGAAACUUAAUUCGGCAACACAUGGACCUGCAGAUGGUUCAGUCGAGGCUAGAAAGGGGUGAUUACUCUGAUUGUCCCCUAAAGUUCUUUCGGGAUCUGCUCCUGCUUUUCAACAACGCCAUCAUAUUUUGUAGAAAAAGCUCGCGAGAAUAUGGUGCUGCACAAGAACUCCGAGGUGUGGUCUUGAAGGAACUUACUAAUAAGAUUCAAUGGCGUCAACCUGUGGCAGGGGAAACUGAACCCGAACAGGAAUCCGCUUCUUUUUCAAAAACCAACAAAUCUUUGACCAUGAUUGCAUGUGGAAAAUGCAAUUACUUUAAAAUGAUAACUGAAAACAAUGACCGCAAUGGCAAUAGGAGAGAUGGCGAGGUCAAAAAUAAACAGAAGUUGAAUGGGAGCAAGAUUGAUGGUUCUUUUGCCAAUACCGAUGAUAUGGGUAUACGGAAAAAACAGACUCAAGAUGGGUCGGUUUCAGGUUUCACGAAGUUGAGAAGGAGCAACAGGAACACAGAUUUGAAGCAUGAGUUGGGUGCCAAUGAACUUAGCUCUCACGAUUCUUUGGAUCUGAAGCUGGACAAAAGUGACAGAAAGGAAAGGCACGGACGAUUGGUGACUAGCUUCUUGAAAAGAAUGAACUACUAUUUGCCUGGUGAGGAAACAGAUGAUGAAUAUGAUGUCGAUCAUGGUUAUGAGGAUGAGGAUACAGAUUAUGAAGUAGAAGAGAAGGAGGAGAAUAGUAAGGAGAGAAAUGCAAGGAGAGACAGGGUUACUCGGAGUUCAAGGGAUAAUGGGGUUAGAGAGAAGACUGUGAAGCCGAAGAGAUCCGGUGGGAGGCCAUUGAAAACGCAGGCGUCUAGCACAUCAGAGUCUUUGCUGUUUGGAACAGGGAGGAGCCGACGAAACAAUGGUGAUUCUGAGGUGGCAGGUAAUGGAGGGAGACCAAGGAAACGAACAAGGAGGUGAUGGCGCUUGUUGUGUAAGAUGUAUUGGUAUUGAUAGGUUCUCGCUUCCCAUCUUCUGACUUUUUGUUGCUACCUCACUAGAAGAACAAGAGGGAGGGAUUUGAGCGGAUAAGGAAUAGUGUCGACUUGUAGAAUGUUUUCAGUCAUUGCACACACAGAAUCUGUAGAAAUAGCAUGGAUCACAGUUUGUUUAAUUAAUUGUCUUUGUUGUUAUCAGCAAAAUAGGGUAUAAAAGAGAGAGGGAACAUUAGGCAGAGGGAAAGAGAGAUUUUUGUGAGUGUUUUAUAAACUUGUAGAACGGCUAUUUCAGUAAAAGCAUACGCAUGCAGAGCACAGGUAGAGGUCGCAUGCACAAGCUUUAUUGAAUUUAUCAUUUAUGGGUUCUUUUUGUUGUUAUCAACAAUGUUUUGUAAAACUGUCAUAAGUGGAUGUUUGCCAAUUGAAGGCUAAAAUUUACAAAUUUAAAGCAAAAUUCGCAAAAAUUCUGAACAACUGACCGCUGUGUGUGUGUUUUU